UCUCUCUCUCUCUCGCUCCCUCUCGCACCCAUCUCCCUGCUGGGCUCCUCCUGGGCACACAUGACCUCCGAGUCCCCGACACCUCCGUUGGUUGGAUCGCUGCCACUGGAUGCCAACUCGACCAGCCCGACGCAGCCACCGAAGCCCCUCCCUGCCGGUGGGUCCCCCCAGCCGGAGGCUGAGUCUCCCGAGAAGGGUGCUCAGCAUGUUGACUCCAGUGCCGGGCCUCCUUCCGCACACUCUCCCGACUCCGAGGAUCUCGAUGUCCCGGCAGAUCCCGAGGUAUCGAGCGACUCCGAGGGCCAGGACGAUGUCAUCGCCGGAGGCUGGACGGAUGUUCUUUCCAGCGGGGAGCUCCUCUUCCGGUCGGUGGCCAUGCUGCGGACUCCGUCCACCGAGGAGAUCGAGGAGCUGGCCGAUAUGGAUUUGAUCGACGAGGACCACCGCCCCCGACCCGGGACCCUGGUGACUGUGGCCUUGCGCCUGAGAUUGCUAGAUCCGGCCAGUGCCCCGGGCCCCGGGGUCGCCAUGUUGGAGUAUCAUCCGGAGGGCCUCCCAGAGCAACUGGCCUCGGCUGGCGUCUUCCCCGGGGCUCCAUUGCCAGAGGCCCUCUUCCAAGAGGGCGGCCCCCUUGCGGCAAUGGCCCAGUUGCCCGGUUACGGCGGCCCAACGGCCCCGGGCGGGUGGAGCGUGCGCCAGCUCCUGGCCGGCGAGUCUGAAGCCGUGUCCGCCAUCGACAUGUGUAUUGGCAUGCAGGCCAUCGGCGAGUAUGCCAUCGUUCGGGCGAGCCCGCGUUUCCUCUUCCAGGACAGCCUGCCCGAGGGCCAUCCGGUUUACACGCACCCGAUGGAGAUUGACAUCUUCCUGGCCGGCGCCCAGCAGGCCGGCAUGCUGUCGCCCGAUGCGGCCUUCACCCUGGAGUAUUACCUGGAGGUUUUCCUUGCAAGCCGCGCCCUGGCCGUCGGGCAGUUCUGGAUGGAUCUAGGCUUCUUGUCAAUGGCACAGCGUGCCUUCACCAAGAUCAAGGGGCUGCUGAAGUCAGUUGGCCCGGAUGACGAGUGGCCUGACAACCAGGAAGAGUGGAUCCACCUGCUGGGUGUAUGCCAUCGGCCUUUGCCGAGCCUGAAGGAGCAUCUUCGCCUUCUCCGGGGCCUGGAGAGCCUGGGGCUGGCCCUGUCUCUGGCUGGGCAACUCCCAGUCCCGGACCGGGCCACAUGUGAUCGAGCUGCCCAGGCCCUGGAGGCUUUGCCCACCCUGCGGUCUGUCUGUCUUGCGCAUGGGAAGAUCCUCCUGGCCGCUGGCCGGCCGGAUGCGGUGCUAUCCGCUCGGCGCCGGUCCGCCACCAUCACCGGCCCCUCUCCGGAUGAAGCCCUUCAUGCGGCGGUUCGCACGCACUUUCCCCUGCCGGCCCUGGCUCCGGUAACCGACGAUGACUUGGGCAGCCUAUAUGCCCGUGCCGAAAAGCAGGCCCGUGCCGCCCGCCGGCGCGAAAAGGACCUAUAUCGUGGCAUGCUUCAGGGCUUGUCAUAUGAUGAGACCCCCCGGAAGAAGCCUGGGCAGGUUGCAAGCGCCGAGGGGUCCACCGCCAAGGAGUCCACCGCCAAGGAGUCCACCGCCAAGGAGUCCACCGCCAAGGAGUCCACCGCCAAGGAGUCCACCGCCGGGAGGCCCGCCACUGAAAAGCUCACUACCGAGAGCCCCCCCUCGGGAAAGCAUGCAUCCCAGUCGUCCACAACAGAGGCCCCCAGCAUGGAGGAGAUGCCCGUUGUUGGCACCGAAGGCAAGGCUACCACCAAGCAGCCCACGGCUGCCACCUCUGACAGCGAUGCAUGCUCCUCCGAAGGCCCAUCCACCACGGGAGCCGAAUCCUCCUCCACCCUCAUGGACUCCCGGAAGGCGGCCGAGCCGCAGCACUUCUGGCGGACUCUGUCAAUCAGCCUCCUUGUGGUGGCGGUCCUGAUUGCACUGAGCACCCGAGGCUCGGGGUGAAAAGUGGAAGACGGCCAGUUUGCCCUUUGGUUUGCCCGGCUUCGGCCCCGGUGACCCCCCUUCUCGUUCCCCCCCUGUGUAAUAGACCCAUCUCACCC
Messenger RNA from Fonticula alba, 2087 nucleotides. RefSeq lists its product as hypothetical. The record is from RefSeq and is a predicted model, not a curated record. Bases 61 to 1989 code for a protein of 642 amino acids. Lineage: Eukaryota; Rotosphaerida; Fonticulaceae. The transcript has 3 exons.